This is a messenger RNA of Pseudozyma hubeiensis SY62, 297 nucleotides long. RefSeq names its product dual specificity protein phosphatase PPS1. The transcript has a single exon. The coding region runs from base 1 to 297 and encodes 98 amino acids. NCBI's taxonomy places the organism in Eukaryota, Fungi, Basidiomycota, Ustilaginomycetes, Ustilaginales, Ustilaginaceae. The record is from RefSeq and is a predicted model, not a curated record.
AUGAUGACAAUCAAACUCUCUCCUCUCCUCCUCAUCGUCGCCUUCAGUGCGCUCUACGCACAGGUGAACGCCACACACGAGGCCUACUGCACCGACAACAAAGACGGCACGGGUCCACCCACCUACCAGAUCACCAAGGACUGCUGUGCAGCCACCGCGGAGCAUCGCUCCACAUUUUUCAACGAGGCCACUCAUACUUGUCAAGAUGGACCUGGGGACACCGGAAACGGCAUCAAUCUGGGCCGCUUCGUGCGGUGCUGUGGCGACCGAGGCGCUGGUAGCCACAGCGACGGUUAG